Messenger RNA from Carcharodon carcharias (great white shark), 1274 nucleotides. RefSeq names its product odorant receptor 131-2-like. Gene Ontology annotation, cellular component: membrane. Lineage: Eukaryota; Metazoa; Chordata; Chondrichthyes; Lamniformes; Lamnidae. Bases 255 to 1214 code for a protein of 319 amino acids. The record is from RefSeq and is a predicted model, not a curated record. The transcript is spliced from 2 exons. Gene Ontology annotation, molecular function: G protein-coupled receptor activity. Gene Ontology annotation, biological process: G protein-coupled receptor signaling pathway.
AAUCCAGUAAAAUGCAUUUUUGAAAAUAGUUAUCAUAAAAACAUGCUUCAAGGAAGAACAUUAGAAUAAGCAAUAUGUGUAAAAGGUCGCAUGGAAGAUACUGGAAAAAUAAGAAUUGCAGUUACAGACAGAUACUGAUCAAUACACGGUGAAGCACAUAAACCAAAAUGACAAGAUGCCCUUUACAGCCGAUGGAGGAAUAGCUUUGCACAAUUUGUUCAAUUCGUUUACAAAGAAGAACAUUAAAUGGAGUCAUGAACAGCUCUAACGAAACUUCUGAUUACAUUUUUAGUGCAGUGAAGACUUCAAUUUAUCUAAUUGAUUUUAUUGUCACUGGUACAUGCAGUCAUGUAAUAAUAAGUACAGUGCAGCAAGAGUUGGAAUUAAAGCAUGAGACCAGAUACAUCCUCCUGUGCCAACAUCUCAUCUAUGCUUCUAUAUACUUUGCCUUGGGCACUCUGACAAAUGGUUUUCAACUCUUCAGUAUCAACUUGCCCAGGAUUCUUUGCUGGAUCCUGUUCACAUUGCAAGUAACAUUCGCACAAUGCAUUAUGCUAACUUUAACCUUAAUGUCCUUGAACGCUUAUAUAGCUAUCUGUUGGCCUUUGCGAUAUAAUUCACUUAUUGAUUCAGCAAAAAAGAAAAUAACUGUAAUAAUGUGGAUGUUGGCAGUGCAGAAUCCAUUGUGGUCAAUGAUAUAUCAAAGUCUGAACGUCUCUUUGGAAUACAUUACUGAAAAAGACAAUAGCUGUCCUAAUCCAAUGAACGGCUUUGCUUCAAGACACAUUGGGAUUGCAUUUAUCCUCCUGUGUUUCAUCUUGAUUGUGUUGUGCUACGGUUUCAUAUACAGAGAAGGAAAAAGGGCUGGACAUUUUGUCACCUCAAAUGUUCAUGCAAGGAAGACUAUUUUUAUUCAUGGUGUGCAAUUAAGCUUUUUCAUUGUUCCCGUUUUGAUCACAAUAGGACUCGGUAAAAAGCCUAAACUGACAUUGUUGUAUCUGAUCAAUACUAUCAUUUUCUCUGUGGCUCAGUGUCUUAGUCCUGUGGUCUAUGGUCUCAGAUGUAAAGAGCUUCGAAAUAAGUUAACUAAAACCAAAUUCUGCUGCUGUACUUUGAAAAAUGGGAAGAGAAAUUAUGGUAUUUUUCAGCUGAAUGUAAGCCUUGCUGCUGAUACUGUGACUGAUACCCAGGGCAAUCAAGUCUGCAAUCCCUGACAAUUGCAUCACUAUUUUUACCAGUCUUGCAAUAAUAGUGUUUAACAAAAUGAUGAAUAA